Messenger RNA from Suillus subaureus, 2112 nucleotides. RefSeq lists its product as uncharacterized. NCBI's taxonomy places the organism in Eukaryota, Fungi, Basidiomycota, Agaricomycetes, Boletales, Suillaceae. The record is from RefSeq and is a predicted model, not a curated record. The transcript has 16 exons. Bases 1 to 2112 code for a protein of 703 amino acids.
AUGUACAAGUUUCAUGCCUUGGGAGACUACGUGUCUAUGAUUCGCCAGUAUGGCACAUGUGAUUCAUAUAGCACUGAACCAGGUGAACUCGAACAUCGUGCUCCAAAGGCCUGGUAUUGCCACACCAAUCACAAGUCAUUUGUCAAACAGUUGACUCAAAUUGAAUGCCACCAGGCUCGCAUUUGCCGUAUUGGGGACAAAAGUGUUCAUCGCCCCCAUAUCAAGAUUUCUGAGUUGGCGACAAGCCCUCAUGCCCACCACCAUAUUGGUUUGACCCAAAAGUACCCUGUACACAUAGGAUCAUUCUUGUGCAGCCACCAAGGAGAUCCAGCCAUCACACAUAACAUCACGAGGUUCAACUUCACAACCUACGAUGUUUGCAGAGGCCAAGAUGUGAUCAACCCGAGGACUCCCCAUUGUCACAAAUAUAUGUACGGGAAGGUUAUAGGAGUAUAUCACAUCAAUGUGAUUUUUAUUGGACAUGGUAUGGUUGGUUACACUCCCCAUCAAAUGGAGUUUUUAUGGAUAUGUUGGUAUGCACCCAUCAAUCAGGACUCCACCUGGGAGACCCUGGACCGAGUGGACUUUCCACCCCUAGAGGACGAGCACUCAUUCGACUUCCUUGAUCCCACAGAUGUACUCAGGGGCUGUCACAUUAUACCUCGCUUUGCCAGUGGCAAGAGACAUGUCGAUGGAUUGGGUGCAUCAGCAAGUGCGGGAGACAAGGAUGAUUGGUGUGAAUACCUUGUCAAUCGGCUGAAAUUCAGCAAGAUAAUAUUGCAGCGCAGUCCAUGUCCACUUCUCAUGUCGCAGAAGAUGAUGAAGAUGCCAGAAACUCUGGAGAGGAUGACAAAGUGGUAUGGCAGUAGCCAAGAAUCACUGUUGGAACAGUACAAGGAGAUGUAUAGUUUCAGAGAGCCCACAGCUUUCUUGUCCAAUGCUCACAAUUGCUAUAUGGACCCAGCUGCAAUGCUUGACUCGUUUUUGUUUGACAAUCCCAGCCUCAUGCCCAACUCAGUAAACCUGCUCACUCAGUUCUUGCAGGGCAAUUUCGUUGAUCUGAAUGAUAUUGACUUCAUCAGUUAUUUGUCUGUGGGACAUGGGCCGAUGCUGUACCCUCUAUAUUUGACAGUACACAUUUCACUCUAUGCUUAUGUUCUCACAUCAAUUGUCCAUCGUUCAGUGUUCGAGACAGAACAGAUGGCAGAAGUUCCCAUAUAUGUCAAUUCUGUUAGUUCUAAUGUUUCUAGUACUGUCAUUCAUCUCGCCCUCCAUCCCACUGGUUAUUACCCUUGGUCCAAUGUUGACCUCACAGCCUUUCAGGCUAUAUCAGAUGCACGCAACAGUGGCAGUAUCCUGAUCAUUCCCGCCCUUGUGAUGCCAGGCAAUGUAAAUGCUCCUGACAGUGCAAAUGGUGACAAAUAUGAGCAUUUGAUACCUGGAGACCCAGCGAAAAAAGCUGCUAAAGCCGAAGGAGGCCUCAAGAACGUCAUAGGGAGAUUACCAAAGUGGAGGAAGGCCAUUGCCUACCUCCAGAUCGAGUUAAGAGUAUCAGUUUGCACAGGUGAAAUCGGAAACCCCCACCUGUUUGAUUUUGAAAGUUGGGCUGCAGCUAUUCAGCUAGUUUGGCCUUGUGCUCUCUCCCGGGCUAACAUCAACUCCAGUGAUUUGGAAAUAGUGAAGUUGAUCAAAACUGGCACUUACAUGACUCUUGAAACUCAUCCCAGAAUAGGUAUCUUAUUGAUUGACACAGUCCAAAGACUGCUCCAGCUGUUCAUCAGACCAAAAUCAAAUAUCCUGCCAAUUAGUCUUAACAGGUUUGCCUGGUUCCUCACCCACCAAAUUGCCAAAGAGAUCAUGUGGCACAUUGUUUUCCGUCCAACUACCUCACACUCUGUUCGACUGGUGUUGGCUGAUCUAGAGCCAGCAAUGUUCAGGAGUGAAGAGUAUCCACCCUUUCCAACUAUGUCUCUGCUGGGGUCCAGUUAUCCAACCCUGGCUGAGGUGCAUGAUCAGCUCUGCGAGAUGGCUGUAGUACUUGUCAAUGAGCACGAUGACGAAGAUCACCCAGGACUCAUGUCUAGCUUGGCCAAAUUGUGCAACAUUUCAUAA